AUGAGCCAGGUACCCCGAGAAGGACCCGAGGAGGAGCUCGCGCACGAGGCGCGAGACUCGCAGCCUCAGGUCACCGAGAUCUGCGCGCGCGAGCGGGAUCUUGGGGCCGCGCGCGCGCGCGAGCACGCGUACAACGCCGUGCAUGCGAAGGAAACGCCAUCCCGGCCGUGUGCGACGAACAACGUACCGCUGCCGAGCGCGCUGAUGAGACAUCCCGAUGUUGACGGCGCGAUCUUGAAGCUACACGCACGCGCGUACACCCGCGAGCACGCGCAGGAACGCCAUGCGAAGGGCCAAGCAGCCGACAUCGAAGUCCUGGCGACGAGCAGGCAAGUCUUGAGCCUGCGAGGAGCGAGGCGUAAGCACAACGAGCUGUUGAGCUCGGAUUACGCGCGCGCCGGAGACGUAGACACCGAGAGAGCCGACGAGGAGAAGCCAGAGGUCGUGCGACGCGAGAGAGACCGAGGAGAAGAGAACACCGAAGAACGACCAGCAACACCGAGGCAUCGAGGACAGCCGAAGAACGAUGAAGAGGAGUCGAAGAAGCACCGAGGGAAAGCGAGAGAACGGUGA
Molecule: messenger RNA, 573 nt
Organism: Trametes versicolor FP-101664 SS1
Lineage: Eukaryota; Fungi; Basidiomycota; Agaricomycetes; Polyporales; Polyporaceae
Exons: 3
Coding region: 1-573 (190 amino acids)
Source: RefSeq, a predicted model, not a curated record